AUGUGGACGCAAAAUUGUUUUUUUGUUGCCCUCCUAUUAUUAACCGUAGCAACUUCUUUCAUCGAGGCGCAUGGUCAUCAGCAUUGGUGGGAUUUGGGGUUUCAAAAGGCAAGGGUGGAAGUGAGGAAUGAGCUAGAAGGAGAGCGGGAACUGAGAGUUCAUUGCAGGUCCGGAGACGACGAUCUCGGGCUCCGGGUGCUAAAGCCACACAAUUUCUUCAGUUGGAAAUUUCGGCCAAACUUAUGGCGAACCACACAAUUCUAUUGUGCAAUGGACUGGGGAGAGGGAAGGGUUCAUUUGUUUGACAUCUACAUCUGGAGAAGGGAUUACGCGCGUUGUGGAAACUGCCUAUGGAUCGUGAAGCAUAGUGGGCCGUGUUUUUAUGACAUGGGAAAUCGUGCUUAUGAUUUCUGUUAUCCAUGGAACCCAGGAAGCCUAAUGAAAUUGCACUAA
Molecule: messenger RNA, 453 nt
Organism: Linum tenue
Lineage: Eukaryota; Viridiplantae; Streptophyta; Magnoliopsida; Malpighiales; Linaceae
Source: the annotation of a GenBank genome assembly